CCUACCCUUGUGAGGGAGCACCUAUAAUACUAGGGUUCCUUUGCUUUGCUCUCUCAGUUUGCAAGAAAGGAGAUGAAGGUGAAGAAGGGUUGGCUCGCGGUUCAAGUGGAAGAAGAAGGUGGCGGUGGAGGGUCUCAAAGAUUUGUGAUCCCAAUUUCGUAUCUUUAUCACCCUCUCUUCAAGCACCUUUUGGAUAAGGCUUAUGAGGUUUAUGGCUACCACACCGAGGGUCCUCUCAAACUGCCAUGUUCAGUCGAUGACUUUCUUCAUCUCCGAUGGAGAAUCGAGAAAGAAUCCACUACCCAUCACCACCACCAACAUCAUCAUCAUCACCAUCAUCGCCAACUUCCUCACGCCUUGUAUUUCCAUGCUUGUUAAUUCUAGCUCACUUUUAUACUCUUUCUUUCUUUUUCUUGCUUUUGCUUGUGCUUCUUUCUUUUCUGCCAAGCUUCACCUUUACCUCUUUUUUUCUUUCAAGAAAUAGAGGAAAACAUAAAAAGAAAGAAAGAUUGACACCGCUCUGUAACUACACACUUGGAGAGAAAUAUUACCAUGCUUUAGAGAAGUCUUUGUCUAUGUGAUUUUGCUUAUUUGGAGGAUUGGAUCGAUAUGUUUAUCUCUUUAAA
Messenger RNA from Glycine soja, 626 nucleotides. Its product is annotated as auxin-responsive protein SAUR32-like. The coding region runs from base 73 to 378 and encodes 101 amino acids. NCBI's taxonomy places the organism in Eukaryota, Viridiplantae, Streptophyta, Magnoliopsida, Fabales, Fabaceae. Gene Ontology annotation, biological process: response to auxin. The transcript has a single exon. The record is from RefSeq and is a predicted model, not a curated record.